AUGGCUCUGUCCGAGGAUAAUCAUGUUGUGCAAAGCGGCCCUAUCUUUAGACCCAUUUUUGAUUUCUCGGAUAGUUCUCUGAAUGAAACGGAUCGCUUUGAAAGAAUCGAUGAUGCGGUUAUGGGUGGUAUCAGUAGCUCAUUUGUUCGGCAGGUUCCCGGAGAGAGCUUUGCUCGCUGGAGUGGAGUUUGUCGGGUCGAUGGAGGAGGAGUGUGGAAACUUACAACCAGGACUGACAGUGCUCGAGGAGAACAGUUGUAUCAAGCACAAGUCAAAAUUCCCAACACAAAACGAGACAAUGAGUUCUUCACCCUCCAAGUGCCUUUUGAAGACUUCCGCUUGGUACGAGGGCCACGGUUAGUUUCGGAUGCAGCACAGUUCAACAAAACUCUGGGCAUCUUUCAGAUUGGCUUGAUUAUGAGCAAAUUCGCCAUCGCCGAACAAAUGACAGCAAUUCCAAACUUUAGGCCUGGAUUCUUUGAGUUGCAGAUAGGGGAAAUUGGAAUCUUCUACAAAAAUGGGGCAUCGUUGCCACCUGCUUCAAACUCCACUGUCAAGUCCCUCUCCAGAGAGGAAGUUAUCGCGGCACGGCCGGUGUUGAUGAAAGCGCUGGUGCCCCUAUCCAAAGUAUUCUUCACAGAGAAAAGCCAACGGAGAAAGUCCGCAAUGCGUCUUCUGAAGGAUGAACGAGGGUUAUCUCGUCUCCAGGCAAUCGCCUUCGGCAUCAAGUGGAGGGCAAAUCAAAGAGGGAUGAUGAAUUCACUUUUAGACACAUGCAAAAUGUUGUUUGUUGAUGCUUGUCGGGUAGCUCUUGGCUCAAUGUUCCGCUACGGCAUAUUCCUGCCCUUAAGACUGAUUACUCGAUCUGUCAAAAGAAUUGCGGGAUUAAUUUCCAGAAAAUGCAAAGCUGAAUCGGAAGGCUAG
Molecule: messenger RNA, 924 nt
Organism: Seminavis robusta
Lineage: Eukaryota; Bacillariophyta; Bacillariophyceae; Naviculales; Naviculaceae
Source: the annotation of a GenBank genome assembly